AUGAAGGUAUUGAACGCGCUGCUCGUCCCGGUCAUUAGCUGCUCCGAGUUGGCUUCUGUUGAUCUCAUGUCGAUUGGUGGCACCGGCACCAACAUCACGGAGGUAACGGAGAUUGAGGUGGAUGGUGUGUCAUACUGCUACGUAGAGGGGUAUCUACCACCUCAAGCCAAGUGGAUGCUGCGUCUUCCUAUCGCCACGUGGACGCAGCGUUAUCUGCAGGCUGGCUGUUCGGAUCAGUAUGAAAAUGGACACUUCGCGUUGCGGACCACGGAUAUGAACGGUGGCACCGACGGCACCUUUGCUUUGGAUAAGGAGGCUUUCAUCGAUUACGCGUAUCUAGCUGUCCACAACAUGGCAGAACUAUCCAAGGCCUUAAUCAAGAAGUACUAUGGCCAGGAGCAGCAAUAUGCCUACUUCAAUGGCUGCUCAGACGGCGGUCGUGAGGCCGUAAUGACCGCUAUGCGCUAUCCGAAUGACUUCAGCGGUAUCAUUGCCGGAGCGCCCGCCAUUAACUUGGACGAAAACGAGGAGCCAAUCUUUAAUCCGUCGCGUAUUCCGAUCCUACACGAUGCUGUGAUCACUGCUUGUGAUGCUUUGGACGGUGUGGAGGAUGGUCUCUUGACGAACCCUCGUAUCUGCAAUUUCGACCCCCGCACACUUCAAUGCGCGGACGACGUUGACAACUACACGUGCUUGACUGCUGCUGAAACCCAAACGGCGUGGAUUGGCGUGGGUAUUCCUGCUACUGACGGAGGCAGUGUCGCAAGCGAGUCAUUGGCUCUGUCAGCGCUCCGUUACCUCAUCUUCAAGAAUUCCCCAGGUGCCAACUACAUGCUUGCCGACUUUGUCUUCGCCAACUCGACCAUUGAUCUGUUACGACCGCACCAUCCCUUCCUGGAUGCUGUUAGUCCUGAUCUCUCGCCCUUCCACGAAGCUGGAGGUAAACUUAUUCUUUGGCACGGUUGGGCGGAUCAGCACAUUUCGCCGCACACCACUAUCCAGUACCACGAGAAGUUGAUCGACAAUAUGGGCGCUGACGUUGUCGAGGAUUUCAACCGAAUGUACAUUUUUCCUGGUGUGUGGCACUGUGGUGACGGAGAGGGCAUGGCGUCGUUCGACUUGUUGAUACCCAUGUUGGACUGGGUGGAAUCUGGAUUGGCUCCCCACGAAAUCAUGACAUCGACAGAGGUGGUUGGCUCGGCGUCGGCCUCGUCCAACACGGUUUACCGCACCCGUCCGGCGUAUCCAUACCCAUCUGUGGCGAAGUACACUGGUUCGGGUGACGUGAAUGACGCUGUGAACUGGGAGGAAGGUGAUGCACUGUACUCGAACUUGACGGCGUAUUGGCAUGGCGUGGACUUUUUCGACGUGUUUAAUCCUACCAUGGAUCCGUAA
This is a messenger RNA of Phytophthora infestans T30-4, 1395 nucleotides long. RefSeq lists its product as uncharacterized. NCBI's taxonomy places the organism in Eukaryota, Oomycota, Peronosporomycetes, Peronosporales, Peronosporaceae. The record is from RefSeq and is a predicted model, not a curated record. The transcript is spliced from 5 exons. The coding region runs from base 1 to 1395 and encodes 464 amino acids.